CUCGAAUUGAUCUAUCUUUUCAUCGUUGUGCAUUCGCUCAUUAGACUCCAAUUAGGCUAUCGCUGUGUUCAACUUGGAAAAUCGGGUCAAGAUGAAGAUGUUAACUAAGUUUGAGUCCAAGUCUUCGCGUGCGAAAGGUGUUGCCUUCCACCCAACAAGACCAUGGAUUUUGGUUUCAUUACAUUCCUCAACCAUCCAAUUAUGGGAUUACAGAAUGGGUACUUUAAUUGAUCGUUUUGAAGAACAUGAAGGUUCAGUCCGUACUGUUGAUUUCCAUCCAACUCAACCUCUUUUUGUCUCAGGUGGUGAUGAUUAUACUGUCAAAGUUUGGUCAUUGGACACUAGAAAAUGUUUGUUUACUCUAAGUGGACAUCUGGAUUAUGUUCGUACUGUUUAUUUCCAUCAUGAUUUACCUUGGAUCAUCUCAGCAUCUGAUGAUCAAACCAUUAGAAUAUGGAAUUGGCAAAAUCGUUCAGAAAUUGCAUGCUUAACAGGUCAUAACCAUUAUGUCAUGAGUGCUCAAUUUCAUCCAUCUGAAGACUUGAUUGUUUCUGCUUCAUUAGAUCAAACUGUUAGAGUUUGGGAUAUCUCAGGUUUAAGACAAAAACAUUCAGCUCCACAAAAUAAUUUUUAUGAAGAACAAUAUGGUCGUCAAAACAUUUCUCAACAAGAUAUUUUUGGUAACACAGAUGCUGUUGUUAAAUACAUUUUAGAAGGUCAUGAUAGAGGUGUCAACUGGGCUUCAUUCCACCCUCGUUUACCAUUGAUUGUUUCUGGUAGUGAUGAUCGUCAAGUUAAAUUAUGGAGAAUGAGUGAAACUAAAGCUUGGGAAGUUGAUACCUGUAGAGGUCACACUAACAAUGUUUUAAGUGUUUUAUUCCAUCCACAUCAAGAUUUGAUCAUUUCCGUCGGUGAAGAUAAGACAAUUAGAGUUUGGGAUUUAAACAAACGUACACCUGUUAAACAAUUCAAAAGAGAUCAUGAUAGAUUCUGGUUGAUUGCUUCACAUCCACAUAUCAACUUAUUUGCCACUUGUCAUGAUUCUGGUGUUAUGGUUUUCAAACUAGAUCGUGAACGUCCAGCUCAUUCUAUUUUCCAAAAUCAAUUGUUCUAUGUCAAUAACGAUAGACAAGUUCAAAUCUUUGACUAUGACAAACAAGUUUCUUCUUUGCCAACUUUAUCUUUGAAAAAAAUUGGUAAUGCUUGGAACAACUUGAGAACUCUCUCUUACAAUCCAAGCUCUCGUUCAAUCUUGGUAACCACUGGUGAACAAUAUGCUUUGAUUGGUUUACCAAAAGAUAUCACUGGUGCUAUUGAACCUCAAGACUUGAAAUUAGGUGAUGGUAAUAAUGCUGUUUUCAUUGCUCGUAACAGAUUCGUUGUUUACUCUAAGUCAACUCAAAACCUUGAAGUUAAAGAUCUUGACAACUCAACCACCAAAACUAUCAAAUUAGAUAGUAAUGUCAAAGAAGUUGUUUAUGGUGGUCCAGGUUCUAUUUUAUUAUUGAAAAACAACUCAGUUGUUCACUACGAUGCUCAACAGAAGAAAGUGCUAGCUGAAGUCCAAGUCAAUAAUGUUAAAUAUGUUUCAUGGUCAUUGGAUGGUCAAUACAUUGCUCUUUUAAGCAAACACACUAUUACUAUUGUUAACAAAAAAUUGGAAGUUAUCACAUCUAUGCAUGAAACUAUUCGUAUCAAGAGUGCUGCCUGGGAAGAAACUGGUGUUUUGUUUUACUCAACUUUGAACCAUAUCAAAUACACUUUAUUGAAUGGUGACAAUGGUAUCAUUAAAACUCUGGAUUCUACAUUAUAUAUUACCAAGGUUUCAGGUAGAGAUGUUUACACUUUGAACCGUAAUGGUGAAGUUGAAAUUGUCAAAAUUGAUAGCACAGAAUACCGUUUCAAGAGGGCCUUAGUUAACAAAAACUUUUAUGAAGUUUUACGCCUCAUCAGAACCUCAAAACUUGUCGGUCAAAACAUCAUCGCUUACUUACAAAAAAGCGGAUACCCAGAAGUUGCAUUACAAUUCGUUCAAGAUUCACAAACAAAAUUUGAACUUGCUUUGGAAUGUGGUAAUUUAGAUGUUGCAUUACAAGAAGCUAAAAAUUUGAACUCUGCUCAAAUUUGGGAAAAAUUAGGUGCUGAAGCCUUGAGACAAGGUAACGGUUCAAUCGUUGAAUUGGUUUAUCAAACUCAACAUCAAUUUGAUAAGCUAUCAUUCUUGUAUUUAAUAACAGGUGAUUUCAACAAAUUGGCAAAGAUGGAAACCAUUGCUGAACACCGUGGUGAUAUUGGUAGUUUGAUUCAAAAUACAAUUUACAACAAUUCAACUGAAAAAAGGACAGCCACUUUUGCUCAAGCUGGAUCAUUACCAUUAGCCUAUGCGACUGCUAAAACAAACGGUCAUGAAGAUUUAGCACAAGCUAUUCUUGAACAAGCUGGCUUAACUGAAGAAGAUAUUGAACUUCCAGAAAUUGAAUUAGAACCAACCACAAAACCAGAAGUCACUGGUCACACUUUCACUGACUGGCCAUUAGCUCCAGCUACUUUAUCAUACUUUGAAAAAGCCAUUCUUGGUCAACUUGAAGACCUUGAUAUUAAUGAUGCUCCUGCUGAUGAAGUUGAAACUGCCACUGGCUCUAAGGAUGUUGGUGCCUUCGAUGAACCAUUAUUUGAAGACGAAGAUGUUGGUGGUGAUGACGGUGGUUGGGAUAUGGGUGACGAAGAUCUCGAAGUUGAAGAUGUCAAUGAUGAGCUUGAUAUUGAAAUUGAAGAAGGUGCAGUACCAGCUGGUGAACUAUCUCACUGGUUACGUAACUCAAAAGUUGCUGCUGGUUAUGCCGCUGCUGGUGCAUUUGAUACCGCUGCUCAAAUUUUGAAUAGACAAGUUGGUGUUGUUAACUUUGAACCAUUACGUUCUCGUUUCUUACAGGUUUAUGAAGCUUCCAAACUUUCAUUAUCAGGAUCAGACGAGCUACCACCAAUCAAAACUUUUAUUCGUGCUGAUAUCGAAGAAGAUGAUUUGAAUAAGGUUCUCCCAUUUUUACCAGGUUUUGAAGAAAUUACCAAAACUAUCAAUGAAGGUUUCAAAAACUUCAAAGCUAAUAACCUUCCAGCUGCUAUCGAGUCAUUCCGUAAAGUGAUAUAUAUCAUUGCUGUGAUUGCUGUCGAUAACGACGAAGAUGAACAAAAGACCCUCGAAGCUUUGUCUAUUGCUCGUGAAUACAUUCUUGGUUUAUCAAUUGAAUUACAACGUCGUUCAUUAGGUGCUGAAGAAGUUCAACGUAAUUUGGAAUUGGCAGCUUACUUCACCAAGACUAAAUUAAUUCCAUCCCAUAGAGUUAAUGCAUUACAAGUUGCUAUGAACCAAUCUUACAAACACAAAAACUUUGCUUCUGCUUCAUACUUUGCUUCAGAAUUCUUGAAAAUUGUCACAAGUGGGCCUCGUGCUGAACAAGCUCAAAAAAUUAAAGCCAAGUCUGAUACUAUUGCUCGUGAUGCCAUUGAAAUCAAUUUUGAUCCAUAUGUGGACUUUGAUAUCUGUGCUGCCACUUAUACACCAAUAUAUAAGGGUUCACCAUCCGUUUCUGAAGCUUUAACAGGUGCUAAAUAUCAAGCAUCUGAAAAAGGUAAGCUUGAUAAAAUCACUUUGAUUACUAGCAUUGGAGCACCAGCUUCUGGUUUGAGAAUUCGUGUAUGAACACUAAAAAAAGAAUUGGUUUUCUCUCCGGUUUAUUUAAAACUUAUGUACAACAAAAAAAAAGAAUGUUUUAUUUGAAAUAGACGAUGAUUUAU
This is a messenger RNA of Hansenula anomala, 3795 nucleotides long. RefSeq names its product coatomer subunit alpha (gene COP1). Gene Ontology annotation, cellular component: COPI vesicle coat. NCBI's taxonomy places the organism in Eukaryota, Fungi, Ascomycota, Saccharomycetes, Phaffomycetales, Wickerhamomycetaceae. The transcript is spliced from 3 exons. Gene Ontology annotation, biological process: retrograde vesicle-mediated transport, Golgi to endoplasmic reticulum; intracellular protein transport; endoplasmic reticulum to Golgi vesicle-mediated transport. The coding region runs from base 92 to 3700 and encodes 1202 amino acids. The record is from RefSeq and is a predicted model, not a curated record. Gene Ontology annotation, molecular function: protein binding; structural molecule activity.